Microplitis demolitor is the source of this 1347-nucleotide messenger RNA. Its product is annotated as tubulin alpha-8 chain-like. The record is from RefSeq and is a predicted model, not a curated record. Lineage: Eukaryota; Metazoa; Arthropoda; Insecta; Hymenoptera; Braconidae. The transcript is spliced from 2 exons. Gene Ontology annotation, molecular function: structural constituent of cytoskeleton; GTP binding. Gene Ontology annotation, biological process: microtubule cytoskeleton organization; mitotic cell cycle. The coding region runs from base 58 to 1347 and encodes 429 amino acids. Gene Ontology annotation, cellular component: cytoplasm; microtubule.
UAUCUGAAUUUUUAGCGAGAAGUAAUUUCAAUCCACAUUGGCCAGGGUGGCGUGCAAAUGGGUAACGCCUGCUGGGAACUCUACUGUCUCGAGCACGGUAUCCAACCCGAUGGUAUAUGUCCAUCUCCAGAAUCAAGCGAGGGUGUCCAGACAUUUUUCAAUGAAACCGAAACCGGUCAUUUUAUACCACGUGCUGUUCUAAUCGAUCUCGAACCGACGGUAAUCGAUGAAGUACGAACCGGUACUUACCGACGACUUUUUCAUCCCGACCAAAUGAUAACUGGUAAAGAAGAUGCCGCCAAUAACUACGCCCGUGGUCACUACAGUCUUGGGCACGAGAUAAUAGACCAAGUGAUGGACAAACUUCGACGAGUGGUCGAUAAGUGCGAGGGCUUGCAAGGUUUCUUAAUAUUCCACGCCUUCGGUGGUGGAACGGGCUCCGGGUUCACAUCCCUUCUAAUGGAACGGCUUUCUCAAGACUAUUCGAAAAAAUCGAAACUAGAAUUUGCUAUUUAUCCAUCACCCCAUGUAUCAACGGCCGUAGUCGAGCCCUACAACGCCAUCUUGACCACCCACACAACACUAGAGCACUCGGACUGCGCAUUCCUAGUCGACAAUGAAGCAAUUUACGACCUCUGCCGUCGAAAUCUUACGAUAGAUCGUCCAACUUACACAAAUCUUAACCGGAUAAUUGGACAAAUAGUAUCGUCAAUUACAGCUUCUCUACGAUUUGAUGGCGCCCUGAAUGUUGACUUGACCGAAUUCCAGACAAACCUUGUUCCUUAUCCACGGAUCCAUUUCCCUCUGGCCACUUAUGCCCCUAUUAUUUCAUGUGAGAAAGCUUACCAUGAACAUUUUACCGUAAUGGAGCUAACGGCAACUUGCUUUGAACCCGGGAACCAAAUGGUUAAAUGCGACCCACGUAAAGGAAAAUACAUGGCCUGUUGCUUGCUUUACCGGGGGGAUGUUGUCCCAAAGGAUGUCAAUGCUAGCAUUGCUACCAUGAAGACCAAGCGGGCAGUGCAAUUCGUCGAUUGGUGUCCCACUGGGUUUAAGGUUGGAAUCAAUUACCAGCCGCCGACAGUUGUUCCGGGGGGUGAUUUGGCUAAAGUCCAAAGAGCCGUUGCAAUGCUGGCCAAUACGACAGCAAUUGUUGAACCCUGGAUGAGGUUGAAUAUGAAGUUCGAUUUGCUGUACAGUCGCAGAGCUUUUGUUCAUUGGUUUACCACAGAAAAAAUGGAAGAAAGUGAAUUCAACGAAGCAAGAGAUGAUUUAGCAGCGUUAGAAAAAGAUUACCGUGAAGUUGGAAUGAAUUUCAAUGAAAACAAUGACGAAGAUGAAAUGUAA